Molecule: messenger RNA, 4053 nt
Organism: Canariomyces notabilis
Lineage: Eukaryota; Fungi; Ascomycota; Sordariomycetes; Sordariales; Chaetomiaceae
Product: P-loop containing nucleoside triphosphate hydrolase protein
Exons: 2
Coding region: 1-4053 (1350 amino acids)
Biological process (GO): transmembrane transport
Cellular component (GO): membrane
Molecular function (GO): ATP binding; ABC-type transporter activity; ATP hydrolysis activity
Source: RefSeq, a predicted model, not a curated record
AUGGCCGAUCUGAGCGAAAAGGCGCCGGGGCCUGCACCGGGGGCGGGAGCAUCCGCUCCCGGGUCAAGCCAUGACACGGACGUCUCGGCGGCACCCACACCCAACAACAACGAGAAGUCGCCAGGAGGAGGAGGGAGUGCGCUAGACCUCAGCAAAAUCGACAGCAAGGUUGUGGUGGCCAAGAAUGAGACCGACAAUGAUCCCUACGCCCACCUCCCCGAGCGCGAGGCCAAGAUCCUCAAGGACCAGGUCUACACGCCCGACGUCAAGGUUGGAAUUGCGACGCUGUACCGCUACUCGUCGCGCAAUGACAUCCUCAUCAUGGUCGUGUCUGCCAUCUGCGCCAUCGCCUCGGGCGCCGCCCUGCCCCUGAUGACGGUCGUCUUUGGCAACCUCCAGGGCACCUUUCAGAGCUACUUCACGCCCAACAGCUCCAUGAGCUACGACGACUUUGUCGGCGAGCUGAGCCGCCUGGUCCUCUACUUUGUCUACCUUGGCAUUGCCGAGUUCGUCACCACCUAUGUUGCCACGGUCGGUUUUAUCUACACGGGCGAGCACAUCAGCGCCAAGAUCCGCGAGCACUAUCUCGAGAGCUGCAUGAAGCAGAACAUCGGCUUCUUCGAUAAGCUCGGCGCCGGCGAGGUCACGACGCGCAUCACGGCCGACACCAAUCUCAUCCAGGAGGGCAUUUCUGAAAAGGUCAGCCUGACGCUUGCUGCCGUCGCUACCUUCGUUGCCGCCUUCGUCAUCGGCUUCGUCACCUUCUGGAAGUUGACCCUCAUCCUGAUCAGCACCGUUGUUGCCUUGCUUCUCUGCAUGGGCACGGGCUCAACGUUCAUCGUCAAAUUCUCGAGGCAGAACAUCAGCGCAUACGCCGAGGGUGGCUCAGUUGCCGAGGAGGUCAUCAGCAGCAUCCGCAAUGCCGUCGCCUUUGGCACCCAAGACCGGCUGGCCAAGCAGUACGACACUCACCUCACCCGCGCCGAAUUCUUUGGCUUCCGACUCAAGGGCACCCUCGGUAUCAUGGUUGCUGGUAUGAUGUGCAUCCUCUACCUCAACUACGGCCUUGCCUUCUGGUCGGGAUCUCGCUUCCUCGUCGACCGUGACGUUUCUCUGAGCAACCUGCUAAUCGUCAUGAUGAGCGUUAUGAUCGGUGCCUUCAACUUGGGAAAUGUUGCGCCGAACCUGCAGGCCUUCACGACAGCGCUAGGGGCGGCAGCCAAGAUCUACAGCACCAUUGACCGCUUAUCCCCCAUCGACCCCUCCAGCCAGGAGGGCACCAAGCUCGAAAAGGUGGUUGGCACUAUCCGCCUGGAACGCAUCAAGCACAUCUACCCGUCCCGGCCUGAGGUUGUAGUUAUGGACGAUGUUUCGCUCACCAUUCCCGCGGGAAAGACGACUGCCCUCGUCGGUGCGUCGGGAAGCGGCAAAUCGACCAUUAUCGGCUUAGUGGAACGAUUCUAUACGCCCAUAGAGGGAGCCGUGUACCUGGACGGCGUCGACAUUUCUACCCUCAACCUCCGCUGGCUUCGUCAGCAAAUUGCACUUGUGUCCCAAGAGCCAACCCUCUUCAGCACGACAAUAUACGACAACAUUCGCCACGGCCUGAUUGGGACGAAAUGGGAGAAUGAGAGCCCCGAGAAGCAGGAGGAACUCAUCCACGAAGCUGCCAAAAAGGCCAACGCCCACGACUUUAUCACCUCCCUCCCGGAAGGGUACCAGACAAACGUGGGCGAACGCGGGUUUUUGCUCAGCGGAGGCCAGAAGCAGCGCAUUGCCAUUGCCCGAGCCAUUGUUUCGGACCCCAAGAUCCUUCUCCUGGAUGAGGCCACCAGCGCGCUGGAUACCAAGUCGGAAGGCGUGGUGCAGGCCGCGUUGGAGGUUGCUUCCGAAGGCCGAACCACCAUCGUCAUCGCCCAUCGGCUGUCGACCAUCAGGGACGCUCACAACAUUGUCGUCAUGUCUCAGGGUCGCAUUGUCGAGCAGGGCACCCACGACGAGCUUCUUGAGAGACGCGGCGCGUACUACAACCUUGUUACAGCACAGGCCAUCGCAAAAAUCAACGAGGCCACGGCCGAGGAGCAAGAAGCCAUUGACGCAGAGGAUGAGGCGGCCCUCAUUCGCAAGGCUUCCUCGCUCAACAACAAGGAGGCGGCCGCUGGUGUGCCCGGGGACCCGGAUGAUGACAUACGUGCCAAACUUCAACGCAGUCAGUCGCAAGCAAGCGCAAGCUCAAUGGCUUUGGCUGGGCGGAAGACGGCGCCUGAGACCAAGUACAGCCUCUGGACCCUGAUCAAGCUGAUUGCUAGCUUUAACAAGGAAGAGUGGCACCUCAUGCUGGUCGGCCUCUUCUUUUCCGCCAUUUGCGGCGGCGGAAACCCAGCCCAAGCCGUGUUCUUUGCCAAGCUCAUUAGUGCUCUUUCGGUACCCGUCACGCCCGAGACGAUACCUCACAUCCAGUCCGAAGCUUCUUUUUGGUCCCUCAUGUACUUGAUGACGGCUCUUGUCAUGUUUAUCUCGUUCAGCGUCCAAGGUGUCAUCUUUGCCAAGUGCAGUGAGCGUCUUAUCCACCGGGUCCGCGAUAAGGCCUUCCGGACCAUGCUCCGUCAGGACGUUGAAUACUUUGACCGUGACGAAAACUCAGCGGGCGCACUUACGUCCUUCUUGAGCACCGAGACGACGCACGUCGCCGGCCUCAGCGGGUCCACGCUGGGAACCCUGAUCAUGGUCCUCACAACCUUGAUCGCCGCAUGCGUCCUCGCCCUCGCCAUGGGCUGGAAAUUGGCACUUGUGUGCAUCGCCACGAUGCCUAUCCUUAUCGGGUGUGGUUUCUUCCGCUUCUGGAUGCUGGCUCACUUCCAGCGGCGGUCCAAGAAGGCCUAUGCCAGCUCUGCCAGCUACGCCUCGGAGGCCAUUACGGCGAUGCGAACCGUGGCGGCACUGACGCGUGAAGACGACGUGCUCCGGCAAUACAGGGAAUCUCUGGCCGCCCAGCAGCGGGCCAGUCUCAUCUCGGUGCUCAAGUCUAGCUCUCUGUACGCGGCCUCUCAGUCUCUGGUGUUCCUCUGCUUCGCUCUGGGCUUCUGGUAUGGCGGUACCUUGAUCGGCCACUACGAGUACACCAUGUUCCAGUUCUUUGUCGUCUUUACUGCUGUCAUCUUUGGCGCCCAGUCUGCCGGGACAGUCUUCAGCUUUGCUCCGGACAUGGGCAAGGCCGCCGAGGCGUCGCGCGAUCUCAAGACGCUCUUCGACCGCAAGCCAGCAAUCGACACUUGGUCCUCAGAGGGUGACAAGCUCGAGUCGGUCGAGGGGACCAUCGAGUUCCGUGACGUCCACUUCCGCUACCCGACACGCCCGGAACAGCCCGUCCUCCGCGGCCUGAACCUGACCAUUUCCCCGGGCCAGUACGUUGCGCUUGUAGGCGCAUCCGGGUGCGGGAAAUCCACCACGAUCGCGCUCCUGGAGCGCUUUUAUGAGCCCCUAGCCGGCGGGAUUUUUGUCGACGGCAAGGACAUCAGCAGCCUGAACGUCAACGACUAUCGCAGCUUCAUCGCCCUUGUGUCGCAGGAGCCCACGCUGUACCAGGGCACCAUCCGGGAGAACAUCACCCUCGGCUCGUCGCACGAUGUCUCGGACGAGCAGAUCAAGUUUGCCUGCCAGGAGGCCAACAUUUACGACUUUAUCCUGUCCCUGCCCGACGGCUUCAACACGGUCGUCGGGUCCAAGGGCGCGCUGCUCAGCGGCGGGCAAAAGCAGCGUAUCGCGAUCGCGCGGGCGCUGGUGCGCGACCCCAAAAUCCUGCUCCUCGACGAGGCCACGAGCGCGCUCGACUCGGAGAGUGAACACGUCGUGCAGGCCGCGCUGGAUAAGGCGGCCAAGGGCCGGACAACAAUUGCCGUCGCCCACCGUCUCAGCACGAUCCAAAAGGCCGACAUCAUCUACGUGUUUGACCAAGGGCGUGUGGUGGAGCGCGGCACGCACAGCGAGCUCAUGAAGAGGAACGGGCGGUAUGCCGAGCUGGUCAAUCUGCAAAGUCUGGAAAAGCACGGUUGA